Malus domestica (apple) is the source of this 2069-nucleotide messenger RNA. RefSeq lists its product as uncharacterized. NCBI's taxonomy places the organism in Eukaryota, Viridiplantae, Streptophyta, Magnoliopsida, Rosales, Rosaceae. The record is from RefSeq and is a predicted model, not a curated record.
AUGCAUGCGUCUGCAUGGAUGUUACACUAGUAACUUCCAAUAUUAUUCAGGAUGUAUCUGAUCAAGAUACCUCCGACCAACGAGAAAGUCUUUGGUUUAAACGCCACAUGGUGACUAAAGACACGGUGGGUGGGGCCAGAAUACAGGGAUACAGGAGGUGAGCUUUUGGUGAGAUGGUUAGUGUGUUGGUCGUGCAGAUGAUGUGGUUCGACAGAAUAGACCCAAACCAUUGAUGAGAUUGGUGACAAAUAGCACAUAUGAAAAGCAUUCUCCCACUCAACAUCGAUAUAUACAAGUCCCUUCUGUUCCCAUAGCUCACUUCUUCUACUAAACCAAAUAGCUGCAAGAAAGCUUCAAGUUGGAACUCAUGGCUCCGUCAAUGGUGUUUCUCGUUGCCGUUCUCGUGGCCAUUCUCUCAUCCUCGUUCGCCUAUGGCGACAACAACCCAUCGGCAUACGUGGUGCUUCAAGAAUACGACUUCCCGAUCGGCCUUCUUCCCAAAGGAGUAACAGGGUACGAAUUAGACAAAGAAUCUGGAAAUUUCAAGGUUUAUUUUGACGGAACUUGCCGCUUCUCCAUUGAAAAUUCAUACAACCUCAGGUACAAAUCCACCAUAACUGGUGUUUUGUCCAAGGGCAGGCUCAAAAAUUUGAAUGGCGUCAGUGUUAAGAUACUAUUAUUUUGGUUCAACAUUGUCGAAGUUAUUCGCGAUGGCGACGAGCUACAAUUCUCUGUGGGGAUUGCUUCGGCAGACUUUUCCAUCGACAACUUUGAGGAGAGUCCGCAGUGUGGGUGUGGAUUUGCUUGUAAGAGUAGAGCUAGCUCAACAAGUAGAACUGCACUGACCUAGAUCCAACCUAGCAUUAAAAAAAAAAAAAGAGUCAACAAAGCAGGAAUUAUAUUUGUGGCAAACUAGCAAGCUGGACAUCUCCCAGUAGUAUCUGGUAGAAAGACUUGUCGAAGCUGCGUGUCUCGAUCCAUACAUUCUCCGCGUAAGAGUAGGGCUACCUCUAUGUAUAUAUAUCGUUAAUUAGCGGUAAAAUGUUUAGCAUACUUCAAAGGAUGUUCAUAUUCAGCUUUAGUGCUUUAAUUCUUGUAUACGUAAUAACCAAUUAGUCUACAAGAAUAAGAGAACGGUAGCUCAAAUAGUUAAUAGUGUUUUCUCCUGCAUCUGAGAUCUUAUGUUCGAAUCUCGUCUCCAAAUAUCGCUUAUCAAAAUAAAAAUUUAGCCUAUGAGAGAGUGGCGUUUUCUUGUAUGCAAAGAAUGCUGAAACGAAUUAGAUGGAAUAGUCAUGGUUUUGCCUUUCAAAUUUUCUCUAUAUAUUCCAACUACCAUUAGAGACUGCAUAACCAAACAGUCAAGCACUUGAUCGAAACCAUGUCUCCAAAGGCAACACUGCUACCAAGCCUAAUUCUCUUCUUUCUGCUCUCUUUCUUGAUCCCCUCGUCCUUCGCUGCCGACGAGCUGACGGUUUACGAAGCCCUCGAGGAGUACGACUUCCCGGUGGGCAUACUCCCCAAAGACGUAGUGAGCUACGAGCUGGACACCUCCACAGGUAAGUUCUCAGUCUACUUGAACAGCACUUGUAGAUUUACCAUCGACUCGUAUAAGCUGAAGUACAAGUCCACCAUAACGGGUAUUGUAACCACUGGCAAGAUCUCUAGCUUGAGUGGCAUCGAAGUUAGGGUGCUCUUUCUGUGGCUGAGCAUUGUCUCAGUGACUCGUGACGACGAUGAGCUAGAAUUAUCGGUCGGCAUCGCCUCCGCAAACUUUCCGGUGAGUAAUUUCGAUGAAAGUCCGACCUGUGGUUGGUUUCGACUGUGUGAAUGGGAAAAGAAUGAUUAAGAAUUUGGUGUCUGCUCUUUUAGGUCAGUCUUUAGCUUUUUAGUGCCAAAAUGUGGGUUUGGGCAAUGAUGUUGGAUCAAAAUUAAGAUUAAAUACGAUUUGUGAAUAAAUAAAUGUACGACUAUGUCAUUUGUUAGUGAAUGUUUACUUGCUUCUCUGUAUGAUUUAUGAAACUCCGAUCUGGAGGCCGCCAAGGUUAUGAACUUGAGUAUACCAGUUUGAA